CGGAGGAGGCGCCGGCCGCCGGGAGCGGAGCGCCGGAGCCCUCGCGGGUGGGAGCGCGGUCGGAGCCGCCGAGGUCAAGAGGCAACUACCAUUGAAAGAUAGCGACUGUUUCCUAGACAGCCAACAUCGAGGAGCAGCCAGAAGUGGUGACGGAAAGCUUAUUACCUAAAUGACUUUCCUGGCCUGUUGGACAGGAGGAAGAGCCAGCCUCCAGAGUGCUGGACAGGGCCCCUUGGGACUGGGUUCCAGAACUUUGGCAGAAAGGAGCCCUGAAGGAGAGACGACUGAUAAUGGUCUCCAGCUGCCAAAGAAGGUUGUGGAUGCCAGGAGAAAGGUAACCAUUUCUCAUCCCCCCUAGUGGAACUGGAUGCUUCUAGGAGCCCACACUGGCUGGCAGUAGACAUGGCCGAAGUUACAAGCUACAAAGACACUGCCUCUAGCCGCCAUCUGCGGUUUAAGUUACAGAGUUUAAGCCGCCGCCUUGAUGAGUUGGAGGAAGCCACAAAAAACCUCCAGAAAGCUGAGGAUGAGCUCCUGGAUCUCCAGGACAAGGUGAUACAGGCAGAAGGCAGCAACUCGAGCAUGUUGGCUGAGAUUGAAGUGCUACGCCAGCGAGUGCUGAGAAUCGAAGGCAAAGAUGAGGAAAUUAAGAGGGCGGAAGAUCUGUGUCAGCUGAUGAAGGAGAAACUUGAAGAGGAGGAAAACCUCACCCGGGAGCUGAAAUCUGAGAUUGAGCAGCUUCAGAAACGCAUGGCUGAACUGGAGAAGCUAGAGGAGGCCUUUAGCAGGAGUAAGAAUGACUGUACCCAACUCUGUUUGAGCCUGAAUGAGGAGAGAAACCUGACAAAGAAAAUCUCCUCUGAGCUGGAAACGCUCAGGGUCAAAGUGAAAGAACUGGAAUCUUCCGAGGACCGCCUGGAUAAAACUGAGCAGAGUUUAGUGUCAGAGCUAGAAAAGCUGAAAUCAUUAACUCUGAGCUUUGUAAGUGAGAGAAAAUACUUGAAUGAAAAGGAGAAAGAAAAUGAGAAACUGAUAAAAGAGCUCACUCAAAAACUGGAACAGAACAAAAAAGUGAACCGAGAUUAUACAAGGAAUGCUUCUAAUCUUCUGGAAAGGAGCGACCUACGGAUUGAGGAUGGCAUCUCUCCCACACUGCCGUCCAAAGGAUCGAGGAGGAAGGGCAGCCUGGACUACCUAAAGCAGGUGGAGAAUGAAACAAGGAACAAGUCAGAAAAUGAGAAGAACCGAAAUCAGGAAGACAACAAGGUCAAAGACCUUAACCAAGAGAUUGAGAAACUUAAGACACAAAUUAGACAUUUUGAAUCUUUGGAAGAAGAGCUUAAGAAAAUGAGGGCCAAAAACAGUGACCUUCAGGAUAAUUACCUAAGUGAACAAAAUAAAAACAAACUCUUGGCCAGCCAGCUGGAGGAGAUAAAACUACAGAUCAAGAGACAGAAAGAGUUAGAGAACGGGGAGGUGGAGGGAGAGGGGGCCUUCCUGUCCAGCAGAGGCAGGCACGAGAGGACGAAGUUCAGAGGCCGUGGGAGCGAGGCCCCCAUGUCCAGGCACGCGCCGCGGGAACUGUCCCCUCAUAGUAAGCGGGAAAGGCACGGCAGUAGGGAGUUUACUGUCAAUAGUGAAAACUACCCUCUGAGCAGCAGGCAGGUUUCCUCUCCCAGUUUCACGAACAGGAGGGCAGCCAAAGCUUCCAACACAGGGGCAGGCGCAGACAGCGGGACUCAGGAUACAAAGAGAACUGAAGAUCGCUUUGCAUCUGGCUCCUCUCAGAGUGAAGGGAAGAAGGCCAGGGAGCAGCCAUCUGUGCUUAGCCGCUACCCCCCAGCGGCUCAGGAGCACAAUAAAGUUUGGAAGGGUGCUCCCAAGCCAGGUGCUGAGAGUGGGUUGAAGGGAAAAGUAGAGAAGACGACACGAACAUUUGGUGAUAGCACCCAUGGAUCUGUUCCCAACGACAUACUGGGUAGAGCUGACAAGACUUCUGACACCUCUGCUGAGGCCCUCUUUGGCAAGAGGGGGCAGGUGCCUGGCAGUGGAAGUCAAAUAACUCAGGCCUCGGACUCGGGCAGUUCUAAGGCCGUUGGAGCUCUGGCCUCAUCUCGAAGAUCUUCCUCAGAAGGGCUCUCUAAGGGCAAAAAGACUGCCAGUGGCCCAGAGGCUGAUACCAAUUCCCCAAAUCCCAAGGCUCCCCUUUUAUCAAAGUAUCCUUAUAGCUCCAGGAGCCAAGAGAAUAUCCUUCAGGGCUUUUCAACCCCAAAUAAAGGAGUAGAUCAACCCAUAGCAGUUGUGAUGGAAGACAGCAGUCAGCAUGAGGCCCUGAGGUGUCGAGUCAUCAAAUCCAGUGGCAGAGAGAAGCCAGACUCGGAUGACGACAUGGACGUGGUAUCUCUUGUUACUGCCAAGUUGGUAAACACAACCAUGACUCCGGAGCCAGAGCCCAAACAGCAGCUCAACUCUAGAGAAAAAGCCAAAUCCCGAGGGGGACUCAGAACCUCCCUGUUUGAGAAUGAUAAAGAUGUUGGGACAGAAAAUGAAAAUGAAUCUGUGAAACCAGUCAGAGCCUCCACCAAUGCCAUGGAGUUCCCAGAUGCCAACGGUGCCGGGGUAAAAAGCCAACGGCCCUUCAGCCCCAGAGAGGCCUUGCGGUCUAGAGCCAUCAUUAAACCUGUCAUCAUUGAUAAGGAUGUGAAAAAAAUUAUGGGAGGAUCUGGAACCGAGGCCACACUGGAGAAACAGAAAUCCACCUCCAAACCAGGGCCAAACAAAGUGACAAGCAGCAUUACUAUCUACCCCUCUGACAACAGCAGCCCCAGAGCCAACCCAGGCGAGGGCCUGCGGGAGAGGCACACCUCCACCAGCAACAUCCAGGUUGGGCCACCAGAGCUCACGUCAGUUAGCAACCACGUCAGCUCCCCCUUUGAGCUCUCCAUUCACAAACAUGACAUCACCCUGCAGUUUACAGAAGCUGAAAGAACGGGAGAUGGGCCCCUGAAGAACAGGCCAGAAACAGUGGUCUCUCGGAGCAGCAUUAUCAUCAAGCCAUCAGAUCCUGUGGAGAGGAAUAGCCAUGUACCCCCAGCGGAGACAAUCAGGUGGAAAAGCCAUAGUGCCCCUUCAGAAGUGAGCUCUUCAGAUGCCAGACAUGUUACUGUGCGGAAUGCCUGGAAGAGCAGGCGAGACUUGAACUCUUUAGAAGACCCAUCAGCUCGAAUAGUUAAAAAUGUAGAAUCUACCAAUGCCUACACCCAGAGGUCUUCCACAGACUAUUCAGACCUUGAACAGCCAAGGUCGUACCUUUUUGAGCAGGGCACUAGAAGGGUAGGAAAUGCAGGGGAUGCCCCCGAGCUCUCCUCCAGAAGGACCCAAAGUAGCCUCACCGUGUCAGAGGUGCUCACUCGUCGGAAUCGGGUAGAUGCUGUCACGGCUGCAGCCUGGAACCACUCAGCGGGCAUGGAGGAAGGUGACGACUGUACACUCAGUGUCUACAGGCGACCGCACAACUCUCUGGAACAGUCUGAACUGCCUGCGAAGCAGGGGCUGCCAGAGCCUGGGCGAGUACGGGCCGAGGAACGGUUACGGCCAGCCAGGCCCUGUGCUGAGGAGAACUGAGCCAGCUGGGUGAGCUCUGCUGUCUCCUCUGCUCCUGCUUCUCAGCUCUCCCAGCUUCCCGCCCUGUGAAGGAUCCAAGGCCAGUUAACCAGGCUAGACAGACACCAGGCCUUGGCUGGGAGACUGAGGCAGCGAGCCAGGCUGUGGCUCAGGUCAUUUUUGCCAGUUGGCCAGAGGGGAUCAGAAACUACAAGCUGGACAUAGUCACCCAGGCCCAGCCUUCGCUGAUGCAUGAGUCCUCUCUCCUUGUCUCUGUCCCCCAGGUAGGAUGGGUCAUUCUGGCCCCCAAAUGGGGAAAGAUAUAGAAACCCCUUGCGUCCCUACCACACAACGGCAGCCAAAAGCUCUUCUCUGCUUCUUGGUGGAUUGUUUCUGUGUCAUAGGGCAGCCCCUUCUGUGUGGUUAAUGUUCUGAUUUCUUAGUCUCCUCACCGCAUCCAGUUCAUUCCUCGUUGGCCCUAGGGGUCUAAGUACCCACUAAGACUUACCAGCCUUCAGCUCCAUCUAGGGGCUUCCAUUCUUUUGCUCUGUGGAGUUCCUCAGACUUUUAUGGCAGAAGAGGUCUAUGUUGCCUCUAAGCCAUUAUGGGACUACCCUUUAGGUUGAAGCUUCUCUGACCUGGCCCCCUGCUGACCACUGUUUCCUGGGGGCAGAGCACACGGGUACCCACCUAUUGGAAUGACAUCAUCCCUCCCCCAACCCCGUCUCUCUGCUCACCUUCCAAAGGCACCUGGAAGUGCGCAAGCCUCACGCAUCUCCUUCCCUGGGCACCAAUAAUGCUGCUGGCAUUGCUUGCUCCUCUCCUGUGGCUGGAGACUUGAAGCUGACUUCGUCGUUUCCACCUUUGGACUAUUCCCAGACUAAACUGGGCCUGACCCAGCAUACUCUGCCUUCUAGGAAGCGCCCAGCAAGGGGGAAAGUGGACAGGAGGAAGCGAUUUCCCUUUAGUCACUCCACAAAGCAAUAGCUCCAUGAAAGGCAUGGACUCUGUUCCUCCUCCUUCAUCCCCCACGGAGGAGGUAUCGCACUUUACCAAGCUGAUGCAUUCCUACAGAAGUGGGCCCCUGAUUCCUGCAAACCAACUAUCAUUAUGAUGACUUCAUUGGAGGAAAAGGUAAUACAUGCCCAUUUAAGGGCCCCAGGUUUAUACAGCUCAAAAUGCAGCAAACCUUUUAGGAAGCCACAUGAAUAAAAAUUGAUUAGUUUCUUUAUAACAUUUACAUGGGAAGUUAAAAAGAACCAUAUAUUCUUGGCACUGCUUUGUCUGUAGCAUUCUCUCAAAGAAGGGAUCUCUUUCAGAUGCUACCUUUAUGAAGCAGACACUCUUCCUUUAUAGUGAAAGAGAGCAUUAGACUAGGAGUCAGGAAAGCUAAAUUUUCCUCAUGGCUUCGUACUUCCUUGCUGUGUGACCUUGGGCAAGUCACUGUCCUCUCAGGGCCUCAGUUUUCCUAUCUGUAAAAUGAGUUCUUUGAAAUGGGUGGUCUCUUAGGGUCUUAAAUCUGGCAUUCUACGAUUCUUUUGUUUCCACCAUCCUGUGGGGGUGUCUUGCUUUUGGAAGGUAUCAUCUAAAUGGGUUUGGGGAAUAAUGUGUCCUCCUCCCUGCCUUUGAUUGUUUUUCUAGGCCUUAUUCUUUCCAGUUUCCCCAUGUUUUAAUGUCAUGAGGAUGACCUCAGAGCAGCUUCCUCAGCCUCAUUUUUCCAGUCUGUAAAAUGAAGGGUUAGAUGAGAUGGUCUCUACGGCUCCUUCUGGCACCAGCCUUGCCCAAUGCCACACAGUAUCUCCUGGCUUUCAGGCCAGGUGCUUUCCAUGACACAAGCUGGUGUAUCUCCUGUUCCUGUGCUUCUUGAGUUGUCUUCUCUGCCUCCACUCAGUGUGGGAACCAGCGUUCAUCUAGUCCUUGUCUACAUCAGACCUGGCAAUCCUGGAGGAGGCUUGGGGAGCACCUACCUUACUUUUAGGGACAGGAAUGUUUUGCUCAUACUUCCAUUUUCUGGAGUUUUGCCUGUCUAAGGGCAUUGUCACGUGGCUUGCCUUUCCUCCACAUUGCUGCCUCAGAUCCUCAACCUACGAUGCUGUUUUCAGAAUCUCUUCCUGCUGCUUCUCCUGGGUCACUGGCCAGAAACUAGCUUGCUCAAGGCUGCAGCCUCUCACUUGUAGCCUCCCUGUCAUUGUCCUUCACUGGCUGGCAACCCUGAGAGUCCAAAGGAAACUGACCUCUGUGGUGGUCAACUAAGGGGCUAGGAAACUAAGUCUGUGGCUCUUCUCUGCUGGUGGGAACAGAAGGGCGCCAAGCCACGCCUACAAAGAUCUCGCCAAUAAUUCUCGUCCUUGGGCGUUGGAGCCCUGGAUUCUGGUGCUGUAGCUCCUGGUGCCAAAGUCUGGAUCUUUCCACAUUUCAGCAGCACCAACAUCUGCCGCUACCCAAAAUGCUCUGUGGAAGAGGGACAGCUGUGGUACCCUCUUGCUGGGGCUGCUAUCUUAAAAUCUGAGUGCAAUAGGGUUUGAUUGUAACAGUUUCAGGAUAAAUAUUUUAUUGUUUCCUUAAUCUGCACACUUUCUAGAACCGCUGUAAAAUAGAUUUUAUUUUUAAAUGUCCUCAGCAUUGCAGAAAAUACUAUUUGUAAUAGCAAGAGAAGGCUGGAGGCUCAGUUCCUCUGGGCUUCAAGUGGCUGGCUCUCAAAUUCCAAAGUUGGAAGGCACGUUUCUAAAAAGCAAUCUAGGGGUGACCGUCUGGACCCAGGCCUCACCAUCAGGGGUCCU
Molecule: messenger RNA, 6383 nt
Organism: Diceros bicornis minor
Lineage: Eukaryota; Metazoa; Chordata; Mammalia; Perissodactyla; Rhinocerotidae
Gene: LUZP1
Product: leucine zipper protein 1
Exons: 5
Coding region: 403-3624 (1073 amino acids)
Source: RefSeq, a predicted model, not a curated record